Molecule: messenger RNA, 1183 nt
Organism: Panonychus citri (citrus red mite)
Lineage: Eukaryota; Metazoa; Arthropoda; Arachnida; Trombidiformes; Tetranychidae
Gene: Vps36
Product: vacuolar protein-sorting-associated protein 36-like
Exons: 1
Coding region: 180-920 (246 amino acids)
Biological process (GO): protein transport to vacuole involved in ubiquitin-dependent protein catabolic process via the multivesicular body sorting pathway
Cellular component (GO): late endosome membrane; ESCRT II complex
Molecular function (GO): ubiquitin binding
Source: RefSeq, a predicted model, not a curated record
CAUAAAUAGCGACAUCUAUUGACGGUGGAAAGUUCAACUAACCAAAACAAAAAAUCUUUUUCUCAAAAUAUUGACAAUUGAAUUGUUAUUGUCUAGUAUUACCGAUUUUUUGAAUUCUUUUUUCUUUAAGCCUUUUUUUUUAUCCAUUAGGUGAUAUUAGAAAGUGAAUAGUGAUAAUCAUGUCUCACAUUGGAAUCGCUGGGAUAGAAAGAAAAAUUAAACAACAGCAAACAGAGACUGAUAAAAAUAUUUCGGAGUCUUUUCAAGAUUUAAAUAAAUUGAUGGAGAAAGCCGGUGACAUGGCUCGUUUAGCUCAAGGAAUGGUUCAACUCUUGAAAGAAAAAGGAAAUAAAGAGAUUUCCAAAGAUGAAACUGUUCUCUUUAAAUCAUAUCUCCUCAAUUUAGGUAUUAAUGAAGGUUUGGAGGAUUUGGUUACACGGGAAAAGUAUGCAAAUGAAAGUCACUAUUUCCGUGAUCUUGGUAAACAAGUGGCCUUAGUGAUUAAACCAAUGAUUGAUAAAAGUGAUGGGAUCAUGGCUUUAGCUGACAUCUUUUGUGCGGUCAACCGAUCUCGAGGUCUUGACCUGAUUUCAUCGGAGGAUCUGCUCAAUGCCUGUUACACCCUCAAGAGCCAAAGGUUGGGCUAUAGUCUAGUUAAAUAUGAUUCUGGUUUAAUGGUUAUCCAAGCUGACAAUUGUAAUCAAGAGUUAAUGAACCAAGAGACGUUAAAAAUCAUCAAAGAAAAUUGUGUUGAUCUAAAGAAACCCGGAUUAACGGCUAAUCAACUGGCUCUUCACCUUGGUAUUAGUCUUUCACUUGCUCGUCAGCGAUUGUUAAAUUGUGAAAAUCAAGGUUUCGCUUGUAGAGAUGAAUCUAUUCAAGGAUUAGCUUUCUUUCCAAAUAAAUUUAUACAUAAUUGAAUUGACUAUGAAAAAUGGAAACAAUCAACAAAUCUAACAGUUAGUAUUUCUAAAAGUUAAAUUUGAUUCUUGUUCAAAAAUGAGGUUUCUAUUGUUUUCUUUUUCCUUUCUGUCAUGUUAAUCAUUUCGAUUGGUUUAAAAGCCUUAAAAUUGAAAAUUACAAUGAGGAAUAGCCAAGAAUUGGAUUGACGAGAUUGAAAAAAAUAUCUUUUUGUACAAUUUUGUUUCAAUUAAUUGAGAAAACAUUAAAUUGCCUAAAUCGA